CGCAAGAGCCGAGCAGCUAGCUGGACCUGGGUCGCCAUGGUCUCGGACGAAGAUGAAUUGAAUCUUCUAGUCAUCGUAGUUGAUACCAACCCAAUUUGGUGGGGAAAACAAGCAUUAAAGGAAUCUCAGUUUACCUUAUCAAAAUGCAUAGAUGCUGUAAUGGUGCUGGGAAAUUCUCAUUUAUUCAUGAAUCGUUCCAACAAGCUUGCCGUGAUAGCAAGUCAUAUUCAAGAAAGUCGAUUCUUGUAUCCUGGGAAGAAUGGCAGGCUGGGAGAUUUCUUUGGAGACCCUGGCAACCCUCCUGAAUUGAACCCCUCAGGAAGUAAAGACGGGAAAUAUGAGCUGUUAACAGCAGCAAAUGAAGUUAUUGCUGAAGAAAUUAAAGAUCUAAUGACCAAGGGUGACAUAAAGGGCCAGCACACAGAAACCCUGCUGGCUGGGUCCCUCGCCAAAGCGCUCUGCUACAUUCAUAGAAUGAAUAAGGAGGUUAAAGAUAAUCAAGAAAUGAAGUCAAGAAUACUGGUGAUUAAGGCGGCAGAGGACAGUGCACUGCAGUAUAUGAACUUCAUGAAUGUCAUCUUUGCAGCACAGAAACAGAAUAUUUUGAUCGAUGCCUGUGUUUUAGACUCUGACUCAGGACUCCUCCAGCAGGCUUGUGACAUCACAGGGGGUCUGUACUUGAAGGUGCCUCAGAUGCCCUCCCUCCUGCAGUAUUUACUGUGGGUUUUUCUUCCUGAUCAAGAUCAGAGAUCUCAGUUAAUUCUCCCACCCCCAAUUCACGUUGACUACCGGGCAGCCUGCUUCUGCCAUCGCAACCUCAUUGAGAUCGGCUAUGUCUGCUCUGUGUGCUUAUCAAUUUUCUGCAGUUUCAGCCCUAUCUGCACUACUUGCGAGACAGCCUUUAAGAUAUCUCUGCCUCCCAUACUGAAGGCCAAGAAAAAGAAACUGAAAGCGUCUACGUGAUAAUGGUUGUUUUCUCUCUCAGCACUAUUAAUACAGGUGUGAUGAUGCAAGCUGGGUUGGGAAGGUCUUGAAAAAAAAAUAUAGGCGUGUGAGCUGAUUUGUAGUGAAGAGCCUAAACACCAUCCCCAUUCUGUGCUUGGGGGCCCUGAUUGACUUGAGUUGGUCAUUCUAGGCAUACGUACCCUCAAUCUUUUCUGACUGGUUUUUAUCCAGAAAGGGGGAAGAAAGCAAAAACUUGAGACAUUCUUGUAAUGGGGUGAUCUUUUGAAAAAUCAGUCUGUCCUGACUGACUGUAGACUUUAGAACCAGUGACCCAAAGUCUACGUUCUUACUGUGAAACAUACAACAUGUGAAAUUUAAACACAGUUUUGGGAAAAGUGACUGUGAAGUGAUCGGUACAUCAAGAUAGAACAUCUUACUUGAAUUAACAGUUAACUUCAACAAUAAACAUAUAAAUAAAAAUCC
Condylura cristata (star-nosed mole) is the source of this 1428-nucleotide messenger RNA. It is a transcript of the gene GTF2H3, whose product is annotated as general transcription factor IIH, polypeptide 3, 34kDa. The record is from RefSeq and is a predicted model, not a curated record. The transcript has 13 exons. Lineage: Eukaryota; Metazoa; Chordata; Mammalia; Eulipotyphla; Talpidae. Gene Ontology annotation, biological process: nucleotide-excision repair; regulation of DNA-templated transcription. Gene Ontology annotation, cellular component: transcription factor TFIIH core complex; transcription factor TFIIH holo complex. Bases 37 to 963 code for a protein of 308 amino acids.